AUGGCGAACGAUUUCCAGAAUGUUGCGCAGCAGUUUGUUGCUUUCUACUACAACACCUUUGACACCGACCGCACGCAGCUGCAGAGCCUCUACCGCGACAACUCCAUGCUGACGUUCGAGUCGUCCUCAGUCCUCGGUGCCGCCGCCAUUGUCGAGAAGCUCAAGCGUGUCAAGCACGUCACGUCCACCCUCGACCCCCAGCCCACCGUUGGCGACGGCGUCAUUGUCCUCGUCACUGGCCAGCUGCAGGUCGACGACGAGGAGCGCCCCAUGAACUUCACCCAGGUCUUUCACCUGGCCAAGGACGGCGCCAACUACUUUGUGUACAACGACGUCUUUAAGCUGAUCUUUGGUUAA
Molecule: messenger RNA, 357 nt
Organism: Sporothrix brasiliensis 5110
Lineage: Eukaryota; Fungi; Ascomycota; Sordariomycetes; Ophiostomatales; Ophiostomataceae
Product: nuclear transport factor 2
Exons: 5
Coding region: 1-357 (118 amino acids)
Biological process (GO): protein import into nucleus
Cellular component (GO): nuclear pore central transport channel
Source: RefSeq, a predicted model, not a curated record